UACCAGAACACAAUGAUGCCAGGGCGGUCUCUACAAAGUUUGGGUGUAUCACUAUCGCAGUAUCUAACAUUUCUUGAAGUGAAGGUAUGGGUUACCAGAUGCUAUAGCAAUAGCACACUCGAACUUCAGGGACACCCUGAUGUCAUCCAGAACACCUAUUUUGUUAUUUUGUUCUUUGAUAUUA
Molecule: messenger RNA, 184 nt
Organism: Racocetra persica
Lineage: Eukaryota; Fungi; Glomeromycota; Glomeromycetes; Diversisporales; Gigasporaceae
Source: the annotation of a GenBank genome assembly